This is a messenger RNA of Portunus trituberculatus (swimming crab), 9949 nucleotides long. Its product is annotated as protein cueball-like. The transcript has 8 exons. The coding region runs from base 510 to 2090 and encodes 526 amino acids. The record is from RefSeq and is a predicted model, not a curated record. NCBI's taxonomy places the organism in Eukaryota, Metazoa, Arthropoda, Malacostraca, Decapoda, Portunidae.
AUUUUGUUUGAUUUUUUUCCCACACAAAUUGGAACAUGUGCAGUCUAUUCGUAGAUGGUAGUGACGUAGUAGUAUGGUGUGGCAUGCCUCUAGCAUAUUGACUGAUUCAAACACUGCCUGCCAUGAGUUUUAAUCACCGUCAUGCAGGCCAACCUUAGCAGUUUGUGGUUUGGCGGUGAUGCCUUAAAAGUAGAGAAAUUGUCUUUCCACAAAUGCUGAAAUUCAAACGUGGUUUCUGCAGAUGUUUACCACGGCGAUUCCUACAAUAAGAUGAAAACUUGGCUGCCGUCUACAGAGACAGCAUCUUGAUACUUCAUAAUGCUGACAUUAUCCAUCCAGACUCAUUGUCAUGGAAAGACAUCUCUGUGGAACUCCCAAAACCAUUGUCUUCACCUGUGGCCCUUACACAUGAUGCAGAGACCAACAGACUCUUUGUGGCAAAUACUGAUCCCAGAGACGAAGCAAAGAUUAUUUCCAUUUCACUCAAUUCAACAUUUGGAGUGGUUAACAUGACUACUGCUGUCAAAAGCAGAUCAACAUCAUCGAUAGAAGGGAUGUCAUACAGUCCUCGGUCAAAACACAUCUACUGGACUGAAACUCAUCAUUAUAAUAUUUACAAAGCCUCAAUACAAAGUGAUGAUAGCAGUUAUGAAUCCACUCCAGAAUUGAUAUCAAAUACUGGAAAUCCAUAUGCACCUCGUGGAUUAGCAGUGGAUGUCUGCAAUGAGCAUUUGUACUGGAGUGAGCUGGGUAAUGAAAGAAAUGUGCCUAGUAGUGUAGAGAUGUGGAAUCCUGAGAGCAACAAACAUGAUGUUUUUAGGAAGGCUGAAGAAAAGGAUUUUUAUCAGGGACUUACCUUUGAUGACACCACAAGGACUUUGGUGUGGGCUGUUACUCAUGGAAAUGACUUGGACAGCUCCUGCCGUAUUGUCAGCUAUUCAGUUGAUGAUGAUCGUCAUCAAGACCUUGUUCAGUUGGAAAAGUGCCAUCCAUUUUCAUUAACUGUUGAUGAAAACUAUGUAUAUUGGGCAGAUUGGAGCAGAGAGGGAAUUAUGAGAGCAUCAAAGAGUGACCCAAAUAAUGUCACAAGAAUCCUUGACACCCCUCCUGACAAGAGAAUGAGCAUUCUUGGUGCUUAUGGUAUAGCAAAGUUAAAUGUUGGAAAAAUGGUUCAAAUGCCAUGCCAGGAUAAAAAAGAUGAAAGUCAUCAUGAAGAUAAGUCAGUAAAUAAUGAUGAAAGAUUCGAAGGUGUAGCAGAGAUCAAGGAAACACAGAAUGGUUCCUCAGAUAAUGUGGAAUCGGUAGAGUUGAAGAAGGAAAGAGAUGACCAAAAAACAGAUGAAGAAAUUGUUCCUGAAUCUGCAGAUGAUAUGGAAUCAAAAGAUGUUCAUAUAAAAGUUGAAGAAAUCAAACCUAUGAUACCUGAGCAUACUACCACAGAACAUUCAGACACAAAAAAUGACAAGAAUAAUGUUGAUGUGAAAACCUUCAAGGACAGAACAAUGUUGAAUGGUUUCCAGACAGAUUCACCUUCAAUUGAACCUCAACAGAAAAUCAACCAAGAGUCUGCAGACACAGCAACCAAUACCUACAAUGAUGAAACACAGACUGACUCGCUUGCCUCGCUGUCAACUUAUGGUGUCGCAGUUGAGGAAUGUGUUCCUCGGUAUAACUACUUGGCAAUGAUUGUGGUUCUGGCUGCAACAACUGUUAUGUUCCUGUGCUCCACAAUCAUUUUGGCAGUUUUACUCUAUCGCAGGAGAGCCACAUCCUGUAAAGGAAUCUCUGUAGCUGCCAUAGAGACGCCACAAACUGUGGUUGUUCAAGUUCCUCGCAAGGUGAAGCGUUUUGGCCCAAAGAAGUCAUUUGUUACUAGAAAUAAAUCAAGACCUUCUGGGUCCUCCACCUGUUCUGAUUUGGCUAAUGAUGGUGUGAACAUCAAUAUUGAGGAUUGCUGUCAAAUGACUCUUUGUGAAACUCCCUGCUACACCACUGUUAAAAAACAAGGCAAGUCAUACAAGGAUGUAAGAAAAAAUUCCAAGAGUUACGAGGAUAAGAGAGGAUUACUUGAUGAUGGCGAAGAUAUCUGAGCUAGUAAUGAAAAUGGUAUCUGGGACAAUGUUGUGGUCCAGAGAAAUUAUUUCUGGUAGUCUCAUGACAGCCAAUCACAGGCAUUGGGGUAGAUAUGUAAUAGAGGGACAUCUAAACAUACUGAACACCAAUGGAAGGCUUUGUGUGAUGUGAUCCUUCCUUUCCAUUGCACUCAUGACCACAAAAGAGUUCAACUGCCUCACUACCUUAUGAGUGAUGAAAUUGUUUAUAUGAUUUUGUUUCUGCUUUAUCUAAAAAAGUGUCAUUGGUGUACAAAGGAUGAACUUGGAGUCACCUGCAUGAUAUUGUUUUACUUAGCUAAAAUUUAGAUAAAUUUUAUCUGUGAUGCCUUGCUCCCAGAGGGAAUGAGGCAUUAGAUAGAUCAACAUAGAUAAGUUGCCAAAUUUGCCAAUAAUUUUGCCUGGAUUUGGAAUUUGUAUUUUAUUCAAGGGAUUUUGAAUGAUACCAAGUUAGUCCAAAUAUAAGUCCACCCUCAACUGGAAAUAUAGGCAAGUUUUCACACAUAUGAAGCACCAUUUUUAACAAAUACAUUUAAAUGUAUUCAAAAAGGUCUCAGACCAAGGUACAAAAAGUGCAUUAUUUUUGGGAUUGUAACUCUAAUGUCCUACAAAGUGUGUCUGUGUUACCUCACACUUUGCUCUAGUGGUCCUUCUGUUGCUUGAAACAUUUCUAGAAGUCAUGUUCUAGAAUGACUACCUGGUACAGUGUUAUACUUUUAAUUAUGAUGCAUCCUCAAGUCUAAAAUGGUGAUCAAUCUGAGUGGCAACUUUGAGAGCAGCCGGAAACCAUAAAGAACCAAGUCUGGAAAGCAAAAAGACUAAUCAUUCUGAGGAAUAUGCUGCUCAGCCAAAAAAUUGUGGAUAAGGUGUAGAAAUCAGACAUCUGAGAGGCAAAUAACUACAGUUGUCUUAUGACAUUGUGGCAGUUUAUUCUUCACACCUGGUUCAAAAUGUGACCAAACACUAGAUUUCUCUUCAUACAUAGUUCCUGUAAUAUCAGAGUGUUCCUUAAGCUGAAGACAUCUGAGGUUCAAAGAGAGAUCUUAUGAAGCAUGCAAUUCUGGGAGUGCAAGCACUGAUGGGGUAAGUGAGUCACAAAGUGGCAGCUUUAUAGGACGUUAAGAAUUAGACCCUGAAUUACAAUUUGUUUCCUUACCUGAGAUCUAAUAUAAGAAUAACUGACUUGUUAUGUAUUUAAAAACUUUAUUUAUGCUUUUAUCCAUCCAUUGUAUACCUAAAACCUGUUCCUGAGAAUUCCCUCAAGGGGAUGACUAUGAUAGGAGUUUUACAAGCUUGCAGCCACUUUUUUUAAAUUGACAUUUAUUUUAUUUAUUUAUUUUUUUAUGAAUGCAUAGGAAGAAAAGAUUAAGUAAAAAGGCCUGUAACUAAUAAUUUGAUGAAUUAGUUAAAUGUUCUUUUUGACAAAUGAUUGGAGAUAUAUCUUUUAGCAUCAGUGAUUGUAAAAUUGAAAUAUGAAUUGCAAAUUGAUUAAUUAUAUAAAGUAUAAGAUUAACAUUUGACAAUUAUAUCACAUAAUGGCAGUUAUAUUUUCAUGCCAUAGAAUACCACAUACUAAUUAGUUUUUUUAAGAACAUAAAUAGUAUGUGAAUUAAGUAACAAAUUAACAGUGGAGUUGUACAUACAGUACAAGGGUUUUACAACUGAAGACAAAAUAUGAAUAUUGAUUUUGAUUAUUUACUUUCAAAGAUACAUUAUACACAUGAAAUUUCCAUAUUUAUUAGAUAAUGUGAUAGUACUUGAAAUGUUAUUUUUUGCAGACUUGGUAUGAAUUUCAAACUUUCAAAUGCAAUAACAACAACAAAUGAUCUUAGUUUCAUAAUUUCUUGAAAUAAAGUUAUGUGACACAGUGCAUUACCUUCCAGGAGGCAAGGUAAAAUGAAGGAAGUGUGAUUGCUUGAUUUCUGUCUACCAUUAUUAUUAAUUUUUCAACAUAUCAUUACCUCAUCCCCAUUUGGUUUAUUAAUCAAACUAAACAAAUUCAUAAUUUGUGUUGGAGAGACUGCAUUGUCAUGGUAUGAUGUUCUUAGUUAUGGAUAUGGAAUACAUUUUUCCUGGGAGUUGCUUUCAUUAUUUUCUCCAGCUAAGAAAUUUAUUCUUAUUACAAAGUACCUAUGCAUCACAUUCAUGAAUACUGUUGUACAUAAGCAAAGCUAAAGAAACAUCAUAAUGGCUGUGAUAUAGCUUGUAAGAAUUAUAAAAUGUUGCACAUAUGAUUUUUGCUGUUAUUUGUGUUGAGCUUUAAUUACAAUGUGAUUUCUGAACAAAAUCUGGGAUGAUAACAUGUAUGUGUAAGAAAACUUGCACAGUAUAUCGAUAAAAGGUGAAGUGUGCAUUGUCGUAAAUAUUUUUUUGUAAGCUAGUCUGUUGAAAUAUUUAAAGUCUUCGGCUUGUGGAUUUGAACAACCAUUAUUAUUAUUUUAUUUAUUUACUUAUGAUACGUCAUCAUGUAUGACAGCCAAGUCUGUCAUGUCAUAUUGUAAAGAAACUUUUAUUCAUGAUUUUAUUUAUUUAUUUGCUUAUAUUUACUUUUUUAUUGGUUUAUAUGUCUAUAUUUUUGUUUUUAAAGUUUUACUAGUAAGUUGAACAUUAAUAUUUAUUACUUUUUUUUAUUAAUAUUUUGACAGGAACAAGUGUUCCAGCUGUACACAUUUGUUUCAUGAAGCCAACAGUUUAUAAUCUGGAUGUAUAUAUUUUUAAGGGUAAUGCCAGCUUUUGAUGUCAAAGUUUUAUUGCAUUUAUAAACUGACAAGAUGACUUGAUAUCAGUGUUGUAGUAUAUCACAAGUGCCACAAGUUUUCUUCUUAAACUGAAAACUGAAUGAAUCUCAAAAUGGUAAUGGAUUUUGUAAAUCAGCAAUUUCACAUGCAGAAAUGGAAAUGAAGAAUUAGGCAUCAGUUUGCCAGCUUAUUAUGUUCUUUGAAGUUUGAUAGGCAUUUAGUUUACUUCAUUUAGCACUGCAGUCUACUUUUUCUCCAAGGUAUCAUUAAAAAAUGUGUUGGUAUGUAAUUGAAAGCAGAUACUUUAUGCCUUUUUAAAGCAGAAAUAUUUCUCAAGACAUACUUAAGCAAUUUUAAAUUAAGAAACUGUUGUUCUUAAGAUACUUAUAGACAUGAUGUUUCCAUUAAGAAUGACAUUGAUGUUUACCAAGUCAGUAGAUUGAAAUGAAAAAAAUACAGGUAUUCCCUGAUAUACAAUUCACGGUAUUUUAGGAUGUUAAAAAUUAUUGAAGGUUUACUUUAUUUGAUGAAUAUCCUGGGUCUUAAAAGACAGGAGGAGAGUUUUCUGGUACACAGUCAGUAAUAUGUUCAAGUUCAAAGAUAAAUGGUACCUGUCAGCCAGCCAAUGAGUGAAUUUCAGAAUGGCAGUGACACUGUUUCCACAUCCCUCUCUUUCUCCCACCUCCCUUAAAUAUAUGUUUGUUAUAUCGAGCUGUACAGCUAUUUCAUCAACUUCAUUUAUAUCAUCCACCAUCAGUGAGUACCUGUCAUAAAUUUUUCUUAUUAACAAAAAUCAUAAACAGUUAUUUUAGUGGUAGUAUCAAUUUAGUGCAAUUAUAGCAUUUCACAGGUGCUUUUGGAAUGUAAAACUGGGGGUUCACUGUAUAGUGCUAUUUGUUUGGGUGAAUGAUACACAGUCAACUGCAGUUGGAUAGACCUUGAGAAUGGUCAGUGACUCUCUCUCUCUCUCUCAUACUGAUUAUGGCACUUCUGUAUUUAUAUAUGAUAUAUUCAUUAAUUUUGUGGGUUCAUGGGGUACUUGUAUAAAUGUCAUGGAAUGCAUUACUCUUGUAUUUGUUCUUAAGUGUGCCAUAUGAUUGAUCACUUUAUGACAUGGAUUUUCAGUAAUUAAUUCCAAUUGUAUAUCAGGGAAUACCUGUAAGUGGUUAUGAGAACACAAAAGUUAAGCUGCAAGAGGUCUGUAGAAGGCCUACAACUGACCAUGCUUGUUUAGAGUAUGUCUUUCUGUAUCCACUAUAUUUGAUUUUUUCAAGCUCCUUAUUGACUUCACUAACACCAGAUGUGAAGUCGUUUUCCAGUCAUUCACCACAAUUUAAGAAGCAGUUUCUUACUGUCAUGCUUUUACUACUGCUGUUAUUACUACAAGCAUCUAUAUUACGUGCAAAAUGUAAUCUUUGGCAAGAAGUUUAUGAGAAUGGAAUUUGGAGGCUUUCUCAUACAGUUGGAACUGUAAAAGUACAUUAAUGCCACAGUGUUUAAUUCUUAUUAUUAUGGUAGCAAUAAGAUUAUAAACUACAGCUUUCUAAUCAACACACAAGUAAUUGACCAGAAUUAUGGUGCAAUCAUUAUAGAAGGCAGCUGAACUUGUAUGCCUGUUAUUUUCUGUAGUAAUUUUUACUCCUUCACCAAAACAUCACAGAUCAUGUGUUUGAUCAUAAAGUUCAACUUUGAAUCAAAUCUUCCGGUAUGAAGGGUUGAAAAAGGAAAGUGGGGUUCCUUUCCUUAUCACUAUACCUCUGUUUAGGUUGGAAGAUCCCAAUAUGUGUAAAGUAUGCAUACAUUGGAUUGGAUUAUAUGUAUGUUUUGUAACCAUGAUUUUUAAUGGUUAGAAACUGAUUACUAGCGUUAUCCAAAUUUUAUGGUGAUGGCCAUGUUCCAAAGAUUCCCAUUAAUUUGGUUAUCUUUAUUUAAGAUUGGCGCAUUUUAAGUUUUCUUUUAUGAGUAUUAUUUUAAUUGCAACAGGAUUGUUACUAAAAAGAUUUGGAAAUGGUUGGGUGGUUUUCAAGUUGACAUUGUAUUUUCCUAAAUAUACGGCUAAUACAUAAGAUUUACAAAUCAGGAUAUUGAAAAUAUAAACAAUAAUUUUGUUAUAUUCAUUAUUUGAAAAAAAAAAAAAAAAAAAAAAAGUUGAUUUUAUAGAGGGUAAUCUAAAUUUUAAUUAAUUUGAAAUUUCUAAAAGCAAAAAAGUUCAUGUAAUGUUCUCUACAGUUUAUGCAAAGACAAAACCUAUCAAUAGAUUUCAAGUAUUAGCAGCCUGGAUGAUCCAGUGCUACAUAAAAGACUUGAAAUAUAAUUUGUCACUUCAAAGUUUUUAUAAAGCAUAACCUAAAGAUUUUUAUUUUGUUGGAUGUUAUAUUGGAUCUCAAUGUUCCUUUGUUGAAAAAUGUUGGCUUCAUUCUUGAAUUUACCCUCCUUAAGACCAAAAUGUAAUAUGCAGACAGAUAAACUCACAACAUAAAUAUGAAAGAUGUGCACCUGGUCAGAGUGGAACAAUUAACAGGAUUGGAUUCUUGGAUACUAGAAAUAAAUUAGAGUAUUCUAAGAAAAGAUGUCAAGUUCAUCUUGCACGAAGCUUUCUUUGUUAGCUGGGUUUGUGCUGCUACAGAUCAUGUCUUGCUGUACAUCUUACUUUUAAAUAUUUUUAUGUGCUGAACUUAUAAUGUUUUACUUAAUUAGUGCUAUUUUUGUUUUAAUCAGGCAUAAUUACUUGCUUAGAUCCAGUUUAUGGAUUCUAAUUGCCACUUAGGUUCUAUACUUGUACUUUUUAAUACAAUACUAAAAGCUUGAGAAUCAUCUCUGCAGGCAUACUUCUUCUAUAAGAUGCUCUAUGAUAUGCAAGACUGCAAAUGGCACCAAGUGUAAGGGCCUUGUAUACUAGAGAGAUAUCUGCUUCUUCAAUAAUAGAUAAUGAAUCUAUAAAAAUAUAAUUACACAAGUAGAAGUUAGACUAGCCACUAAGAUCAGGAGAAAUGUGUAGAUGCUUGACUACUGGGUAGAAUCGGUUAUGGGUUAAUGUUUCAUUUGGAAUACAUUGCCCCUUCCACCCAGUUAAAUAUAAUUUUGUUCAUUAUAUAAGGCUCAGUACUGUAAUCACAGGAACAUGUAUCCUGGCAAAUGGAAUAAUUUAUUUAUAGACCAUUGUUGACAGUCAUGAUUUAUACAACAGGUUUAGGUUCAUAUUAAUAAUACAUAUUGUUAAUGCUAAAAACAGAUCAAUAACAAAACAGUUAAACUUUAAAAAAAAUGCAGACUUGAUUGAGCAUAUUCAUGUUAAAAUAUUCAUGAUAACAUGUACAUUAUAAUCUUUUAGUUUUUGAAGAGAGAACUUUUUGUCAAAAAUACAGCUCUGUGAAGGGUGGCCAGACAUUAUGGUGCAAUCCGUGGUGAUAUUGUUGUUAUGUUGUUGGUAGUACUCAGAGCAUUUUUUUAACUUUCCAUAUUGAAAUACAAACAAGUUUGUGAAGUUGUGAUUGAAAGUAUUUUUAGAUGGAUAGUUAAAAUAAUGCUUUGAACAAGUUGUCUUACCUCACUCAUCCCAAGAAAGGAUAGUGAUAUUUUUGUAAGCAGAUGUAGUGGUUUUACAUUUUCAGGUACUGUGAUCUCAAGUGGACGCUUAGAUGGGUCACUUGUUUGAUCUUGAAAAGUUAUUGUUAAUGGUCUCAAGUGGACACCUAGAUGGGUUACUUGAUGAACUAGUCAUUGUGUGCAGGCUGAAGUAGACACCAAGAAGGGUCACUUUGCAAGCCUGCUAGUCUCUGUGGGAUUCUCUGCACAUGCUCUUUAGAUGAGAGAUGUGCAUUUUAUCAGUUGUUAGUACAUAGAUGAAAUAAGAACAGAUCAACAUGUAACUGUUCUCAAGACAACAAUUGUCCAUUGUUUACUGUGGGGAUUGCAUUAAAUUUUAAGUACAUGUCCAAUUUUGAAAUUAUAAAGAUACUUUUCAGCUAAACAAUCCAGCAUAUGAUUGUUAAAAUGUUUCUUGGCAUUGUACUCGUUUUGCCCAGCAAUUAUGAUUAGUUACCUCUUAUGGCCAGCUAGAAAGUUAACCACCUGUAGACAAAAUGAUUGUGAGAAAUUAAAAGCAUAUGCAUUCAGUGCCAAACAACUCCAGAACUCCCAUCUAUGUGAGCAUCACAUUGUGCAAAUUUGCAACUUGCCAUUCUGAAAAUUUGCCAGGGAGAAACUAACUGUAUGGCAACUUUGGCUAGUCUCAUAUAAUAAUGGCUUCAUUGUUUGACCAGUGACUACUCACAUAAUAAUAUUUAUUAAUAAGUGUUUGUUUUAAAAUAAUGUGUUCUACAGAAUUAGUGUGAUGCCUGGAAAAUAUACAAGCCAUGAUAACAAAGUACAAGUAAUAAUUUCAUAAAAGUGAAACAAAAAAUAAGCUGUAUAACUAAUGCAUAUGAAAAGAUUGUAUGUUGGGUCAAGAAGUGGCACAAUGAGGGAUGAGAGAUUUGAGGAUGUGUCUUACUACCAAAAUGGUGGUGAACCACCCUAAAAAAAAAAAAAGUUUGAUUGCACUUUACAUGCCAUCAAAAAAGACUUGUUUGCAAAUCUUUAUCCUAAAGGGAAAUAAAAAUUUUUUUUUUUGCAGUCGUCCAUCAACACAUUUGUGUUGAGUCUUUUCAUUGGCAUUAGUUACAAAGCUCAUGUUUGUUUCACUAUUCUUAAACUAAAAUUUGUAGUGUGCCAUCAUGACUUUCAAGCAUCACAGUUAUUGUAGAACACAAUCUUUGAAACUUAAAAAAAUAUAUUAAAUUAGCCAAAACAGAUGACUCAAAAGAUCUUUUAUGUCAAGAUGUCAAAGACUGAAGGAGAUUGAGUUACUGUAAUUUUUUUUUUUUUCUCUCAAACUGAGGAGCACCCCAACUUACUAAGUUGUGUGAGUUCUUAAGUUGUUUGGUGCUGCCUGUAUCCUAAAAGAUUUGUCAUUCAUCCCUUGGACCUAUUUUGAACAAAGCAUUUGCUGGAUGGACCAAAGAAUGUAUUAUUUAUUUUCAAAUUAAAUUAUUCUGAAUACGUUCAACCUUGAAUGUUCCUUAAGUAGAACAGUAAAGGGGCAAUAUAAAGUUGAUCUUA